AUGUUAAACCACACUCAAAGAAGAUGUUUCUCGGUAGCAUCUAGAUUCUUAUUUAAGAAUGAAAUACGACCAGCAGUUACACCUCGUGAUUUAAAAAAAGGGGAUGUUAAAACAUUUGAAAGAAAUUUCCCCAUUGAUCAAGAUGAUCAAAAACCAUGGGAUAAAAGAAAUAUGUCAAAAGAUGAUUUCUUUAGAAGAAAAUAUGCAAAUAUAAGUGAUGAAUAUCGUGAGAAAUUAAAUGAAAAGGUGGCAAGACAAAGAAGAAUGAGAGAAAUGAGAUCACAUCAAGAAUAUGAAGAACGUCAAGAAAUUAGAGAACGAGCAAGAGAAGAAAGAAGAAGACAUCAAAAACCCUAUAGUAGAUAUGCAACUGCUUUUAAUCCAUUGUUUGAAUAUGUAUUUGGAACUCAUGCAGUUAAGUCUGUUCUUCAAGCAAAUAAACGGGUUUGUAAUGCAUUAUAUGUUUAUAAUUGUAAAGAUUCUGAAUUAAUUAAAUUGGCAAAAGAAAAACAUGGAAUAAGAGUUAUAGAAGCCGAAGAUAAAAAUGAAUUAAAUGUCUUAAGUAAGAAUGGUGUACAUAAUGGGGUUGUAUUGGAAACUAAAGGGUUAGAUUUACCUGUUAUUAGUUCAGUUGGAGAAUCUGAAAAUGGAGAAUAUAAAUUAAACAUUCAUAGUGAUGAAGACAAUUCUAUAAUUGAAGUCAUUAAACCAGUCACAAGACCAGUAGUUGAAGAUCCAACAAAGACACUUCAUCCAUUAGCUUUAUUUUUAGAUGAAAUUCAAGAUCCUCAAAAUAUGGGUAAUAUUGUUAGAACAGCAUAUUUCUUAGGGGUUGAUUUUAUCGUUGUUCCAAAUCAUUCAAGUGCAAAAUUGGGUGGGGUUGCCAAUAAAGCCUCGGCUGGUGCUUUAGAUAUGAUGGAUAUAUAUCAAACAAGUAAUACUUUAAAGUUUGUUACUGAUGUUCGUGCUAAAGGUUGGCACGUGAUAAGUACUAGUGGUACACCAGAUUCAAUUGAAGAUAAGAAUCUUCAACGUAAGAAUAAUACUACUUAUCAAGAAUUAAAGGGUAAAUUUAUAGAAUUAUCUGAUUUAAGAAUGAUAUUAAAUAAAACUCCUGUUAUGUUAGUUAUUGGUAGUGAAGGUGAAGGAGUUAGAACCAAUAUUAAACUUAGAUCAGAUUAUCUUGUUGGUAUACCAAAGGGAAGAGAAGGUGAUGCCAUAGUAGACUCAUUGAAUGUGGUUGUUGCUACUGGUAUAGCCAUUGCCAAUUGUAUUUAG
Messenger RNA from Hemisphaericaspora subhashii, 1278 nucleotides. RefSeq lists its product as uncharacterized. Lineage: Eukaryota; Fungi; Ascomycota; Pichiomycetes; Serinales; Debaryomycetaceae. The transcript has a single exon. Gene Ontology annotation, biological process: rRNA methylation. The coding region runs from base 1 to 1278 and encodes 425 amino acids. Gene Ontology annotation, cellular component: mitochondrion. The record is from RefSeq and is a predicted model, not a curated record. Gene Ontology annotation, molecular function: RNA binding; RNA methyltransferase activity.